Molecule: messenger RNA, 733 nt
Organism: Telopea speciosissima
Lineage: Eukaryota; Viridiplantae; Streptophyta; Magnoliopsida; Proteales; Proteaceae
Product: rRNA-processing protein FCF1 homolog
Exons: 9
Coding region: 74-670 (198 amino acids)
Cellular component (GO): nucleolus; small-subunit processome
Source: RefSeq, a predicted model, not a curated record
CUAGCUUAUCUGCAACCCCUUUGCUUAAAAUGAACAAUGUAAAGGCUGAAACUUGAUUGUUGUUCUUUUAGGGAUGGCGAGAGCAAGAAAAACCCCCAAGUUUGCAGUUAUGAAAAAGCUUGUAAGCUCGAAAACACUUCAGAAACACAAAGAAGAAAUUCUAAACCCCAAUAAGAAAGAUCUCGAAAAGCAGAAACUCCCAAGAAAUGUGCCAAAUGUUUCUUCUGCACUUUUCUUCAAACACAACACUGCGCUGGGACCUCCUUAUCGGGUUUUGGUUGAUACCAACUUCAUCAAUUUUUCCAUUCAAAAUAAGUUGGAUUUGGAGAAAGCCAUGAUGGACUGUUUAUAUGCAAAGUGUACCCCCUGUAUCACCAGUUGUGUCAUGGCAGAACUAGAGAAGUUAGGUCAGAAGUACCGUGUAGCUCUCAGGAUUGCCAAGGAUCCUCGAUUUGACAGACUGCCUUGUACUCACAAAGGAACUUAUGCUGAUGAUUGCAUUGUUGAUAGAGUUACUCAGCAUAAGUGCUACAUCGUUGCCACAUGUGAUCGAGAUUUGAAGCGAAGGAUUCGCAAGAUACCUGGUGUGCCAAUCAUGUAUAUCACUAAGCGUAAGUACUCAAUCGAACGGUUGCCUGAAGCAACAAUUGGUGGAGCUCCAAGAUACUGAUAAUGCCAGAUCUGACCUUUCAGCAAGAGGAAGAUCAUUGGUCCUGUUCCAUUUCUAGUUUCC